This is a messenger RNA of Alternaria novae-zelandiae, 2295 nucleotides long. RefSeq lists its product as uncharacterized. Lineage: Eukaryota; Fungi; Ascomycota; Dothideomycetes; Pleosporales; Pleosporaceae. The coding region runs from base 1 to 2295 and encodes 764 amino acids. Gene Ontology annotation, molecular function: carotenoid dioxygenase activity. The record is from RefSeq and is a predicted model, not a curated record. Gene Ontology annotation, biological process: carotene catabolic process. The transcript has 7 exons.
AUGGCACCCGAACAAGAGCCAAAAGGCUACCGAUGGGACAUCAUCACAGCGGAAGAACUCAAAUACGCUCCGCCGUACUUUCAAGAUGUCCCAGAAACGACGACGGAGGUGGAGUGCAAGCUCAGCGGCACCUGGCCCAAAUGGCUCCAUGGCUCUUUCCUUCGGGUUGGCGUAGGCCGUUUCACAGUCCCCACCUCCGAAGACGACUCCACACCCCGAGUCAUCAUCCAGCACCUCUUUGACGGCCUGGCCCUCCUCCACAAAUUCCGCAUGACCGACGGUCGCGUGUAUUACAUGAGUCGCUACACUUCCAACGGGAUAACGCGAGCCGCGCAGCGAGACGGCUACGUCAAGAACUCCUGGGUAGGACCGAAUCCCAACACGCCUCUUUUCGAAGCCCAGGAUCCGUGUUCGAAAUUACUUGGAGCGCGUCAAACCGUUUUCCUGCCUCAUGAUUCCAUCGAACCAGAUGCUCUUAAUGUUCAUGUUCAGCCGAGACGUGGCAUGCAUCUACCGGAGGAUAACAAUCCGAAUUCGAGGGGGGUCAAGGCGGAAGAUCCGGCUACGCAGGAGAUCCUCGUUCACACGGACUGGAACUGCAUGCAAAUCUGCGAUGCGAAGACGCUCGAGCCAAAGCGUUUACUCUCUCAUGCGGUCAUCGAUCCCGAGCUCGCUGGAACAGGUUGCUGUGCUCAUCCCGUCCAUGAUCGCAAGCGAGGACAGACGUACAACUACUUGAUCGACGCGACGGGGAUUAUGUAUAUUUUUGCGUUGGAUGUGGUGGCGAAUCCGGCGCGUCUGUUGUGGAAGUCGGCGCUGCCGUGUAAGCCGUGCUACACGCAUGCUCUUGCUAUGACGGACAAGUAUGUUGUAUUUGUCAGGAACCCUGUUAUAUUGGAUCUCAGUGAUCCGAGCAAGACCCUCGUCGAGGCGAUGGUAUGCGAGCACGACUCCCCUGUGUACUUCUACGUCCUAGACAAGGCCGAUGGCAAGGUCAUCGCAUCCUACCAAGUCCCCAAUUUCUACUUCUUCCACACAGCCAACGCCUACGACUACGUCGAUCCCAAAACGGGGCACACAAACGUCCAUGUCGACAUCGCGAGCUACAAGGCCGAGCACUACCCGUACCACGAGUACGCGAUCUCCAACGUCAUCAACCCGCUCAAACCCUACCAGACUGGCCGCCUCGUCCGCUACGAACUCUCUGCCGUCAACACGCGUGAUCCCGCAAUCGUCGCCCGCGGCACCGUCAAAGCCGCUAUUCCAGAUAUGAUGGCAGAACUACCUCGCAUCUCCAAAGCCGCUUCUAUGGACCCAAACUACCGCUUCGUCUACGGCGUCUCUGGAAACGGGAUCGCCGCGCCGGGCACAGAUGUCCCCAUCGGACGUCUCGGCAACGGCGUGGAUAUGCCACAUGCGUCUUUCUAUGGCCACCUCUUCAAGUCUGAUUGGCGGACUGGCACGUUCAAAGCGUGGGUGCCGCAGAACGGCGAGAGUUGUCCUACGGAGCCGAUUUUCAUCCAGAGACCGGGUGCGACGGAGGAGGAUGAUGGGAUUGUGAUUACGAUUACGAUUAAUAAGGAGGGGACGAAUAGUAUACUUGUGGGGCUUGAUGGGAGGACGUUUGAGGAGGUGGCUAGGGCGGAUAUGCCACAGGUUUAUGCGUUGGGGCCACACGGGUCGUUUGUUGAGGGAGACUUUGGAGUUACAUCUAUAUCUAGCUUCUGGACUUCCUCCGCGCCAGCAACCAUGUCUGACGAUAACCCUCGGGCCUCUCAUGCCGAUUGCUUGGAUGAUGAGCUGGCUGCUCUGACGCUGCAGCUUGAGGAGCUCGGCGUCUACUCCGAUUCUGGCAAAGGGAAGCAUCCCGUGGAUCAACCUCCUGACGUCGAUGUUGCUUAUGGCCAGUUUCAGGCCGAACUUCAAGCUCACAAGGACUUUCUUGCCGACCAAAAGCUCGCCCAGAGCAUCGGAGCCGCUGUGCACUCCGAUAGUGCCAUCAUUGGGGAUCUUACCUCACAAGAUGUUCAGGCUCAUGCAGACCGCCGGUUUGCGCUGGAGUUGAGCAACAAUGAUCCUGAGAUCGAAGCCCCGCCGCCGUCUGUGCACGGAAAUCUUCAAAGCGAAGACCAUGACUGGAUGUCCACCGCCUCCGAACACAUCGCUGCUACUUCGGUCGUUGAGUUCUCCGAUGAUGAGGCAGAGGCCGGACCGUCUAUGUCCUACUUGGAGCGCCAAGCCGACACCAUCAAGAGAUUAUCGACGGAGUUCAAGUGCUGCACUUGUCUGGACUGA